Messenger RNA from Pelodiscus sinensis (Chinese soft-shelled turtle), 3625 nucleotides. The record is from RefSeq and is a predicted model, not a curated record. NCBI's taxonomy places the organism in Eukaryota, Metazoa, Chordata, Testudines, Trionychidae.
GGAAACCCCCAUCGUAUGCCCCCUCCAGGCCCGAUUUCUCCUUCCCGAAGAGAAGGGAAGUCCCAGCGUGCGCCUCUGGGGAUUCUCCUGGUGCUGGAACAAGAUGUGGUUUUACAGUCCAUUGACCGAGCCAUUGAGGCUAUCCACAAUGCAGCUAUGAAGAAUGGAGGCAAAUACAACUUGGAGCAGAGGGAUGUCCUCCAGAAACUGAUCCAUCAUCGGAAGGAAACUGUGUCACGCAAAGGUCACACACCAGCCAGUCAGGGAACGAUUAUGACCCCAUCCUCCAGUGAUCACCAUUUGGAUUUAGCACGGCAGCCCAAUGGCAUGUGCCGGACAGGAUACGAGCGACACCACAGCCUGCCAAACACGGAGAUCCAAGAGAAUGAUGAAGGCCUUUACCAGAUCCCGCCACAGCCACGACGUGCUGCUCCUGUCACACCCCCACCACCAGAGAAACGCAAGAAUGUGCAGAUGGAAGCACACAUUAAAAAUGCUGUUGAAAUCGCCUCUGGGUCUGUUUCCAGUGCCUCUUCUAUGAGUACAGCUUCCCUGGAUACCUUGUACACUGGUUCCACUGCAUCAGAAGCUGGUCUCCCAACAGCCACUUCCAGCCCCUCCAACACUCCUCCCCCAGUCCCCAGCAGGAGUGCCCACACUACAGUAUCGCGCAGCUUGGAUAUUAGCUCUUCGGCCCACCUGAAGCAUGGGACUUCAGCAAGGGGUGGGGCAACCAAAUCUCCCCAGACCAAGAGGGCUGCCCCAGCACCACCUUUUGAAACAGGGAGUCAGAGGUCUCUCCAUAUGGAUGGGGAGAAGAAUCAGCAAGUCAAGAAGACAGCACCAGCUCCUUCCGGGGGCUUAGAAGCCUUCAACUCUCUUUGCCUUGAUGAUAAGAAGGCAGCUGCUUUGGAGCUGUUGGCACCAGAAUCCAGCAGCCAGGCUGUGUCUGUGCCAAAGACAAUAGGUGCGGAACUGAUCGAGCUGGUGCGCAGGAACACCCACCUCAGCUAUGAGCUGUCGAGGGUUGCUAUUGGUGUAGUGAUUGGCCACAUUCAAAACUCCAUCCCAGCAAUCAAUAACAUCAUGGAGCAGAUCCUCAUCUCAUUGGUGGAAAAUAAGAAUCUGAGUUCUGGGCUGCCUUCGGGACAGAUCUGCCAUGAUGAGCAGCGGCUUGAAGUGAUCUUUGCAGAUCUGGCCAGGCACAAAGAUGAUGCUCAGCAGCGCAGCUGGGCACUGUAUGAGGAUGAAAACGUCAUCUGCUGCUACUUGGAAGAGCUGCUCCAUAUCCUGACAGAUGCAGAUCCUGACAUUUGCAAGAAAAUGUGCAAAAAGAAUGAGUUUGAAUCAGUCAUGUCCCUUGUGACAUAUUAUCAGAUGGAGCACAGAGUGCCAUUGCGGCUGCUGUUGCUGAAGUGCUUUGGAGCAAUGUGCAACUUGGACGCUGCUAUUAUCUCGACUCUCGUUAACUCUGUCCUUCCCAUGGAGCUGGCUCGCGACAUGCAGACUCACACGCAAGACCAUCAAAAGAUGUGCUAUUCUGCACUGGUGCUGGCUAUGAUAUUCUCUAUGGGAGAGCCACUGCCAUAUCAUCAUUAUGAGCAGCUCAAUUCGCAGUUCGUCCAGUUCCUGUUGGAUGUGAUUGAAGAUGGGCUGCCCUCAGACACCACAGAGCAGCUGCCUGACCUAUUUGUUAAUGUCCUCCUGGCCUUUAAUCUCCACAUUCCAGUUCCAGAGCACAAUGUGAUCAUGACGACAGUGAGCAAGCACUCCAACGUCAAGACCUUCACGGAAAAGGUGCUGCUGCUACUGAACAGGGGAGAUGAUCCGGUUUGCAUCUUCAAGCACCAGCCUCAGCCGCCGCAUUCAGUGCUGAAGUUCCUUCAGGACAUCUUUGCCAGCAAGGAUACCGCAAACAUCUUCUACCACACGGACAUGAUGGUGAUGAUCGACAUAACUGUGCGGCAGAUUGCGGAUCUCUCCCCUGGGGACAAGCUGAGGAUGGAGUAUCUGUCUCUGAUGCAUGCAAUCAUGCGUUCCACACCCUACCUGCAGCAUCAGCAUCGCCUCUCUGACCUGCAGGGUACCUUGCAGCGCAUUUUGGCUGAGGAAGAGGAGGGGCAGCAGUGCCAAAUGGACAAAAUGAUCAUCUGGGAAAUGUAUAAGGAGUUCCCAGAAAUCUUGCCAGGCACCAGCUAACUGGCCACUGGCUUGGACUGGAAGAGAGAGCCACUUGGAACAAAAAUGUCUCAUGUUGACACUUUUCCCAUCCCCUUCCAGUCCUGCUUAUACUUUCUAUUCCUCCGGGUGAGGCCGAGGGUUCAGGCAGGCCCUGCAGAAGUGUCAGUGAUAGAACACCCCAGCAGAAAGCAUUUUAAGGGCAUGGAAGGAAGAGGACGAUUGGCCCUAGUGCCACGCUCUGACUGGGGCUGAAGGCAUUCAUCAGCCAACAGCUCUGUGAUGGCACAGAGGAUGAGUGAGGGACUUCCUGACCUGGCUGCUGGCUGGCUUUGGAUGGUUAGCAGUGCUGGGGUCUGAGGUCCCAAAGUAAAAAGCCUUGGUUGUAGCUUGGUUGACCCUUGUCCCGGCACACAUCUCUCCCUGCAUUACCAAGUGGAGUAGGCCAGUGUUUUGAAGAAGCCUUUGUAACAUCUGUUUUGUUUUCUGCUGCUAGUGCAAAUGUGCUGCAGUCCUGGCAAAGGAGCUAGCUAGCUGCGUCUCCAGUACUGCGUCUAGUGAGCCUUUCACUUCCUCCUGUCCCCUGGCUUCUCUCUGAGCGACAGCCCAGCACCUGGGGUGCUAACGGCCUCGUCCAGCAGCUGCUUUUUCCCGUAGUGAUGAUUAACUGGGAGUGUCUCACUGUGCUGGCAGAGUAGUAACCUUUGUCCAGGCAGUGUUAUUUUUGCGGAGGCAUCUGGCCUAGAUGCAGCACUAAGGUGUGCCCUGCUAACUGAAAGCUGCAGCAUGUCUCCUAAUGUCUUCCCAGCCUCUGGAGCACCACAGAGGUGUGUAUUGUAGCUAGGCCCGUGGGGUGUUCUCUUUUUAAAACCUGUGGAUUUCUUGCCUUGAGCUUAGUAGCAGUUGGUUCUGCUUCACUGUACCUCUUCUCCAUGUGCCAGCAGCCUGAAGCUUGCUGGAGCCUGGUCUCCAGUAGCUUUGCUUGUGCAUAAGCUUGGAGGGCCAGCGUCUCUUCGGCUCUAGUGAAAAGGAUUAAUCUGUGUGUUACGGACGUGGUCGCAGGCUGACAUGGGUCUGUAAUCUCUUGUUCUGCACAGGCUUCGCGGUGCUUUGUGUAGAGGCUGUUAGAAAUGAAACUGGAAACACUUAGGCAGCUGUUGGUUGGUUUGUUAGCAGCUGGAUGAGCAAAACUUGAAGUCUGUGUGGUGAGGACUUGGGCCCCACGUGUGAUGUUGGUGUGAAGCCCAGAAAGGGAUCUUGUGGUGGCCCUCCAGCCUAAAGAGGGGGUGAGUCAUGAAAUCAGUGUUAGAGGAUCCAAAGCUAACAGGCAACCCUGAUAGAAACCAAUCUAUUUUCCCAAUCAGAAUGUCUGAAGGUCAAAGGGAGCUGUAUUUUCUUAAUCACUAACAUAAAUGUAAACCUGCAAAGGAAUAAAACCGUCUUAAAA